ACUUGUUAGGGCAUUUUGCGCUUCACCUACGCCGAGCUCCAGCCGGAGCCACCUCCGAGCAGCCGGACAGGAUGGCCUGCGCCUCCCAGGACGACCUCGCUUUCCUCUCCGGUGGGAAGCUCGUGGCCCACCUCGCCACCACUUGCCGCAGGGCCGACUUCGAGGCUGCCGCGCACGUCCUCGCUGAGCGGGACCGCAAGUUUGCCGAGGACGAGGCUGCACUAAAGGCCGUGCUUGCCGACCUUGACGCUGCGAGGGCGCGUGAGCGCGAGGUCGCCGAGGCUAGGUCCAAAUUGGAGGCCGCUCUCACGGAGGCUGACAUCCUGCGGAAGAAGUGUGAGGUGGCCCUGGACGCACGCCGCCUGGACAAUGCGAAAGAAAUGGCGCUCCUGCUUGGGGCUGCCACUCCGGACACGAUAUAUCAGGACGAGCCACGUGGGGAGGCGAACAAGGGGGAGGUGAACAGCCCUGACAUAAUUGGCCUCAACGGGCUUGGUUGCUGUCCGGCCGAGGAAGGGGAGAUGCUGGAGAGGCAAGAGAGAGGCGAAGGCGGCGGGGUGGAACAUGGCGGAGGAAGGGGUGGUGCAAGAACGGAGAGGCAGAAGGCGGCGGAGGAAGGGGAGACGCGAUGGCGCUCAUUGAGCGAGCUGUGUGCCGCUCAGGAUGGGCAGGGUGAGGGAUCAAGCAAGAAGGCAGUAGAGAAGAAUCGAGGGAUGUCGCUGGGCUAUGCUGAGAAGCUGUCGUACCGGGAGGAUUUGGGCAGCGUAGGCAUGCCUGAGAUGUUCGACUCCCCCAAACUCCUCCAAGGAAAGAUAGAAGAGCUUGCAAUUAUGGUGCAAAAGAGUAAGCAUUUUGUGGUGUUUACCGGAGCAGGGAUAUCAACAUCAUCAGGCAUACCUGAUUUCCGAGGGCCAAAGGGUGUGUGGACUCUGCAGCGUGCAGGAAAAGGUGUUCCUGAUGCUUCACUCCCAUUUCACCGAGCAGCUCCAACCUUGACACAUAUGGCACUAGUUGAGUUGGAAAGAGUAGGACUCCUAAAGUUUGUCAUAAGCCAGAAUGUUGACAGCCUACAUCUGCGUUCUGGCUUCCCAAGGGAGAAGCUGGCUGAACUGCAUGGGAAUUCUUUCAAGGAGAUCUGCCCAAGCUGUAAAACAGAGUACCUACGUGAUUUUGAAAUAGAGACAAUAGGACUGAAGGAUACCCCGAGGCGUUGUACUGAUAAGAAUUGUGGAGCUAGAUUAAAAGAUACAGUUCUUGAUUGGGAGGAUGCUUUGCCCCCUGAAGAGAUGAAUUCUGCCGAGGAGCAGUGUCGAGCAGCUGAUCUUGUCCUAUGUCUAGGAACUAGCUUGCAGAUUACUCCUGCAUGUAAUAUGCCUCUGAUGUCUAUCAAGAAUGGGGGGAAAGUGGCUAUUGUUAAUCUUCAGGCAACUCCGAAGGAUAAAAAGGCAAGCCUUGUCAUCCAUGGGCUUGUGGAUAAGGUCAUUGCUGGAGUGAUGUGCAUUCUGAAUCUGCGCAUCCCUCCAUAUAUACGUAUUGACUUCAUUCAGCUUCUUCUUCGGCACACAGUCAAAAAGAAAUGUGUAAGAUGGACUCUGCGGGUAACAAGCAUUCAUGGCGUGCGAGCACCACUGUCAUUUCUUCAGUCAAUCGAGGUUUCCUUUCCGGAAAGACCUGACAUGAAACCUGUAGUACUUAUGGAGCAACCAUUUUCUUUGCAGAGGGAAACAUCGAUGACUAGCAAAUUUUUCAUGUUGCUGACAUUGAACUUCAGUGAUGGUUGUGGCUGCUCUAGCUCAUCAAUUGAAUGCUACGUUAAUUUUCAGAAUCAAAAGGAGAGCUUUGUUAGAGAUAGAGGCCUAGUACUGCAGGAGUUGAAGUGUACUGCAGAGCGCCAGUGUUGUGCUGGACAGCAAUCUAUUCUUGAAAGGGAGAGUCUGCCACGAGCCGAGACAUCUAGACAUGCGUUUGUGACCAACAUUGUGAGAUAUGACUCUGAAGAUUCCGAAGAUCUCAAGGGGGCAGAGCCCAAGGGUUCUUGUAUGGACAGCAGCAGCAACCUUACGAAACGGCACAUGGAAGGCCCUAGUGGCUGCUCGGUGACACAAAAGAAGCUCAAGAGCUAACCAUCUGUGUCUAGUUCUCUGGUCUUUGUUUUGAGGGAGUUGUCUGACUUAGUAGAUCUGGGAGAAGAUUGCAAUAGCGACGAUAAGGUGCAGCAGAGUUACAUGAAUGAAGGAAGAGAAGGUAGAGCAAACUUGGUGCAUAGAGAAGCGACCAUCCCAAGGGAAAGUGGGAAACUGGUUGAAAUACUUAGAUUAUAAAGUAGUAGUAUUUCUGUGUCGGGUUCUCUGGUUCAUUUUUGAAGGAGUUAUUUGACUUUGUAGAUGUGUGAGAAGAUUACAAUAGCAAUGGAAGGUGCAACGGAGUUAGAUGAAUGAAGUAAGAAAAGGUAGAGUAAACUUGGUGCAUAGCGAUGAGACUCUCUUGGGAAACUGGUCGAAACGCUAGAAUGUAUCCUCCUGUAAAGCUCUCGGAGUUGAGGAACUUCUGAAAUACUUGGUUGGUAGUGCUGUUUAUCUUAUUUU
Molecule: messenger RNA, 2585 nt
Organism: Lolium perenne
Lineage: Eukaryota; Viridiplantae; Streptophyta; Magnoliopsida; Poales; Poaceae
Product: NAD-dependent protein deacetylase SRT1
Biological process (GO): negative regulation of transcription by RNA polymerase II
Cellular component (GO): nucleus
Molecular function (GO): histone deacetylase activity, NAD-dependent; transcription corepressor activity; NAD+ binding
Source: RefSeq, a predicted model, not a curated record